This is a messenger RNA of Triticum turgidum subsp. durum (durum wheat), 3195 nucleotides long. NCBI's taxonomy places the organism in Eukaryota, Viridiplantae, Streptophyta, Magnoliopsida, Poales, Poaceae. The record is from the annotation of a GenBank genome assembly.
AUGCCGGCCGGCACGCUGCUGGUGGUUGGUGGGUGGGUAUUCUCGCCGAUCAUCAAGGAGCUCAUCGGCGAGGCCAGAUCCUUGGUGAGCAGCAAGUACUCGAGCUUCAAACAUCUGGCCAAGCACCUCGAACAGCUUGUUGAUGUCCUGGACCAGAUGACCACGACCAUCGAGGCCGUCCAGCAGCAGGCUCAACGGCGGCGCUCCGACGAGGACGUCUCCGCCGGCGGCGGGAUGGCUAGCUGGGUGGGCCGGCUGGUCGACGCCAUCCACGAUGUGGAGUCCGUCCUGGACGUCUUCACCUACGACGACAUCGUCAUGUCCAACUUGCGCGACAACAAGCUUGCUCAGGUUGCUCACUCCGCGGCCAGAGCCGGCCGACGGCUGAUCGGCAGGGACAAGGCGUUCAACCGGCUCAAGAAACUCCUGGACGAGCUUCCGCUUAUCCAGCAGAGCUUGCGGGAUCUCGCCCAGCUGCCGCGGAUCGACUCCGGCGGCAGCCGGGGCCGAGGCCGAGGAUACUCGCGCUCCGUGUCACGAAAGGCGACUGGCCCGCUGCUACCGGGGGCGACGGGCCAAGAACUGUUCGUGGGGUACGAGCAGGAGUAUGGCCGGCUCGUCUCGGCCCUGCUCAACAACGUCAGCGACCAGCCCAGUAGCAGCAGCAGCAACAAGAAUGUCGUGGCGGUCAUCGGCCACAGCGGCAUCGGGAAGACCAUGAUCGCUCGGCGGGCAUGGCAUGACAAGAGAAUCAACGGGGACAACAACAAGCACUUCGAUCUGAUGGUGUGGGCGAGCGUUCGAUGCAUGUUCACCGAGACCGAGCUGCUGGCCGAGAUAUGGAGGUCCAUCCCCGGAUCAAGCGGCGUCGACGAGAAAUGCGCCGCCGCGGGGAUGAGCUUCGGCGUGCUACAGCAGGCGAUCCGCGGGCUGGUCGGCUCCAGGAGGUGCCUGCUCGUGCUCGACGACGUGUGCAACGACGAGUCCGGCCGUGACUGGACGGAGAAGAUGAGGACAACUUGGGAGGACGUAUUAGCCCCGUUCCGGGACGGAGGCAACGGGAGCAGGAUCCUGAUGACGUGCCGAGCUACCAUCUGCGCCAAGGUGCUCGAUGCCGGCACCAGGAUCCCGCUGAAUGGGCUCGGCGCCGACGACCUCGUCCUGGUGCUCAAGAAAACCGCCUUCGGUGACGCCCAUAAAGAAACUCCGGUUCUCGACGGUGUGAUCAGGAGUGUCGCGGAGCAGCUGAGGGGCUCGCCAUCGGCGGCGAAAACUAUCGUCGGCAUGGUGAGGAACAAACAACGGAAGAAAGACUGGAAGAAACUAUUGGAGAAGGUAGGAUCAUGGUACGCCGGUGAGGCUCCUCUUGCUGGCGCCGCCUACGAGUCCAGCCUGCGGUCUUGCUUGAAAUUUUGCAGCAUGUUCCCCGACAAAUGGGAGUUCGAGCCUGAAACGUUGGUCAAGAUGUGGAUUGCACAUGGCAUCAUCCGCGGUGACCACGCCCAGAGCAUGGAGGAUGUCGGGAGAGAAUACGUCAGAGCGCUGCAGGAAAGGUCCGUGCUCAAAACCAUAUACAGGGAUGGCAGAGCGACCUGCUUUGCCAUCAAUGAGCAGGUGUCAGUCUGCGCGGCCGGGUUCUUCAGAUUAAGCAACGAUGAUCUUGUAAGAAGAAGGGGUAGCAUCCCGGCAAGUGUUCGACACCUAUCCCUGACCGGCGGAGGUUGCCUUGCCCUAGCACAGCUCAAGGAUAACCCUGUGCUGAAGAAGCUGCGGACACUGUUAAUCUUCGAUGAUGGCCACUCAAGCUCGGGCACUGCUGUUUCCGCCAUUGACAACCAUGUACUGAAGCAGCUCAAGGCCGUUAGAGUGCUCGACUUUGCCGGCACACGCAUCACCGAGUUGCCGAAAGGCGUCGGUAAGCUGAAGCAUCUGCGGUACCUAGGCCUGCCUGACUCUGUCAGGGGCCUUCCUGCUACUGUUACCAAGCUGCUGCACCUGCAGACACUGUCUCUCGGCAAAGACUGCAAGCUUGAUGGGGACCAUGGGUUCCCGGGUGAUGGCAUGAGCAACUUGGUGAACCUGCGGCAUCUCGACAUGGACAUGAAGUACGUUGCCAUGAUACGUCGCAUCGGGAGGCUGGAGAAACUCCAGGGAUCAGUAGAGUUCUGCGCCGACAGGGGAAGGGGGCAUGGCAUGGAAGAGCUCGCAGGCAUCCACUCCAUCCGCGGCACGCUCACCGUGAAGGGGCUUCAGGCCGUCGCUAACAAAGAAGAAGCUCAGAAGGCUCAGCUUGGGAAUAAAGAAUCUCUCAAGGCCCUGAAGCUGGAAUGGGAGCCCCCAAAGCUGGGGGACCGGCGAACUUGUUCCACCACCACGGACUCACAUGAGCAAGUUCUCGAGGGGCUCCAGCCUAACGGUAGGAUCGAGGAGCUGCAAAUCCAGAGGUACCAGGGCGCAUCGUCGCCUAGCUGGCUGGAGAGCAACCUGCUGACGAGCCUGAGCCACCUGCAUCUCGUAAACUGCAGGAAGUGGCGGGUGCUGCCAUGCCUGAGCCAGCUUCCUGACCUCAGAGUCCUGCACAUCAAAGAAAUGUACGCCAUUGCUCGGAUCGACCACAGGUUGUACGGCUCCGGCGUGCUCCAGUCGCUUGAGAAACUGGUGCUGAAUGACAUGCCCAGUUUGGUGGAGUGGAGCGCCGAAUCGAGCGACCGCGCGUUUCCUCGCCUCCAGGAGAUACUCAUCCUCAACUGCCCCAAACUGGCGAAGCUGCCCCGUGUGCCGGCCACCGUGAAGAAGAUGAGGAUAGAGAAGGACAGCAGCUCCUACUACCUGGACAUGGCCUUCUCCCCCAAAUCCAGCUCCUUCACGCUGGACGUCCACGGGGAGGCCGUCCAGCUGCUGCACCAGGACUUGCUGCACCGAGAUCACGCGCUGGCGGUCAGCGCCUUGAGCAUCAGCAAGUACGCAGGGGAGUCGACGGACGUGAACGUCAAGCUCCUCUCUUCAGUGCGGAGCCUCUCGCUGAGCCGAUGCGUCGUGACGAACAGCCUCCUGGGGGUGUUGUUCCAGAACUUGCAGUCCCUGGAGAAACUGCAGAUAUCGGACUGCGGCGACUUCCGUGAGUUCCGGGAGGUCGCCAGGCCGCCGUCGUUGAAAUCCAUCGAGGUGAAUGGAGAAGCUGCGUGGCAGCGCUAG